AUGCAAGGAAAUAUCACGGACCGUAGUAAACUUCGCAUGGAGCGGCUCAGGCUGGAAGAGCUGGAGCAGCAGCGUUGGGAACAAGAGGCACUUGUCAUGCCUGAGGCGAUAGACGAACCACCUCCCACUCCAAAACCAAAUUAUCCCGACCUCAACGACUUCCCUGAUGAGCCUGAGUACGCUCAACGACCACAAACGCCCUCACCUUAUACUAUUUCAUCUCUCACUGGGCUGGCCUCUUUCGCACCUGGAGAAACCAUUCGAGUAUCUCGACCCCCAAACAAAAUCCCUCGACCUCCCUUACUACCCGCAAACCAGCCCACCAGCAUGCCACACCCAGAUUCGAAUAUGUCAAGAUACUCUGACCAUCCGUCAUCUUCACCGCCCACACUCUUUCACAUGUCACCUAGUCCACCAAACGACGCUCGUUAUGUCUUCGGUGUGCCAGUGUUCUUGUUCCUGGUCCUCCCUUGUUAUGUUGCACCCGUAACAAAGCAGAUGACGUGGACGAAUCUCGAGCGGCCCUGCAGAGCUGUCUCCCUGAUCAUCCUCAUCGAUCAGCAUCUCAACAAUCUUGCCGUCAGCCUCCGAGACAGGUUCAAGCAGCAUGGCGUCCUGUCUGACCUUGAUGAAGCUAUUGAGCUCCAUAGGGCUGCAUUGGCGCUCCGUCCGCCUGGUCACCCUAGUCGAUCCUCGUCUCUCAAUAACCUUGCCAGCAACCUUCGAGCUAGGUUCGAGCAACGAAGAGUGUUGUUUGACCUGGAUGAGGCCAUUGAACUCCAUCGGGCUGCACUGGACAUCUGUCCCCCUGGCUAUUCCGACCGUUUCAUGUCGCUCAACAAUCUUGGUAUCAACCUUCAAGACAGAUUCCAACAGCGGGGUGUCUUGUCUGACCUCGAUGAGGCUAUUGAACUCCAUCACGCAGCAUUACUCCUCCGCCCCCCUGGUCAUUCUGAUCGUUCCAUGUCUUUCGACAAUCUUGCUGUCAGUCUUGGACACAGAUUUCAGCAGCGGGGUGUCCUGUCUGAUCUCGACGAGGUCAUCGAGCUUCAUCGAGUUGCACUACUCCUCCGUCCCCCGGGUCAUUCUCUGCAAACCUCGUCUCUCAACAAUCUUGCCAUCAGUCUUCGAGACAGAUUCCAGCAGCGGGGAAUUCCAUCUGACCUUGAUGAGGCCAUUGAGCUCCAUCGGACUGCACUAGCGCUCUGCCCUCCUGACCAUUCAGAUCGUUCCAUGUCUCCUGACAAUCUUUCCAUUCGAGACAGAUUUCAGCGGUCUCUCAAUGAUCUUACUGUCAGCCUUCGAGACAGAUACCAGAAGCGGGGUGUUCUGUCUGACCUUGAUGAGGCCAUCGAACUCCAUCGAGCCGCACUACUCCUCAGCUCCCCUGGUCACUCUCUACGAACCUCGUCUCUCAACAAUCUUGCUAUCAGCCUUCGAGAUAGAUUCCAGCAACAGAGCAACCUUCUUGCCAUCAGCCUUCGAGACAGAUUCAAGCAUCAGGGUGCUUCAUCUGACCUGGAUGACGCGAUUGAGCUGCAUCGCGCUGCGCUGCAGUUCUGUCCCCCCGGUCAUUAUCUUAGAACUUCUUCUCUCAACCAUGCUGCCGUCAGCCUUCAGGACAGAUUCCAGCAGCGGGGCAUUCCGUCUGACCUAGAGGAAGCAUUUAGGCUCUAUUUGCAACUCUCCCACCUAUCUCAUGCAGUCUCUCGAAGCGAUCUUAAUCAACAUGUUACCUCUUUGUCGUCUUCUUCACGCCAUUUCGAUGUCGUCAGGGAGGCCACUUCAUCCCUUGCCAUGGAUGCCUUCUCAUGCAGCGUUCGUCAUGGUGCAUUCACGACUGCUGUGGAAUUGGUGGAGCAAGGCCGUGCGGUAUUCUGGACCCGGUUAUCACGCUUCCGCACACCGCUCGAUGAACUUUCUGCAUCGGGUGACACUGGCGCAGCCUUGGCGGAAGAGUUCAAGCAACCGAGCUUCCGCCUUCGUAAGCCGUUCGAUCAGUCAACCGAAGACCAGUCCCCACAAAUCCGCCAACUGACCAUGCAAUGGGAGGAUGUUGUCUCGCGCAUCCGCAUCCUCCCUGUUUUUUCUCGAUUUCUACUACCUCCACUGUUUUCUGGCCUCCAGAAGGCAGCCGAAGAAGGUCCAGUCAUCAUUGUCAAUGCCAGUCAGUACAGCUGUGACGCUUUGAUUAUCUCGAGCGUCCAAGAUCCUAUCUACGUUCCACUUGAUAUCGCAUGGACCGAAGUCUCCGAGUUAUCCUCCGAGUUUCAGUCCCUCACGGGCCAAUUUGGUUCUUCUGAGCAUCAACACGAGCUGGUCAGCAUCCUCCGCAAGCUUUGGGAUCAUAUUGUUGACCCUGUGGUUCAAGCUCUUAGGGAGUCACGAGUUCAUCGCGGCUCGCGGAUCUGGUGGUGUCCAACAGCUGAGUUCGCGCUGCUUCUGCUCCAUGCAGCAGGACCGUACGAGAAGAAGAAGGACAAUUUGUUUGACAUUUACAUUUCUUCUUACACUCCGACUUUGGUGACGCUUAUUCGUGCCAGACAGCAGGUUUCUCGAGAUGCGCUCCUGCAGCAUUUUGUUGCUAUCGGUCAAGGGAACCUAGACAAGGGAAAGAACUUCGUUGUGUUGCUCCCGAGCUAG
This is a messenger RNA of Suillus paluster, 2643 nucleotides long. RefSeq lists its product as uncharacterized. NCBI's taxonomy places the organism in Eukaryota, Fungi, Basidiomycota, Agaricomycetes, Boletales, Suillaceae. The transcript is spliced from 7 exons. The coding region runs from base 1 to 2643 and encodes 880 amino acids. Gene Ontology annotation, molecular function: protein binding. The record is from RefSeq and is a predicted model, not a curated record.